AUGGACGGGCCGCGCUUUGAGAAGUGGUUCGGUGAACAACUUUUGCCCAAUAUCAAGCCGUGCAGUGUCAUUGUAAUGGACAACGCACCGUACCACAGCGUCCGCCUCGAGAGAGUUCCAACAUCGUCAUCUCGAAAGGCUGACAUUCAGUCGUGGCUGACAGAAAAGAACAUCGCGUUUUCACAAGACCAAUUGAAAGCUGAGCUGUUGGAUUUGGUGAACGACCACAAGAAGAUGUUUUCCGCCUAUCGCGUGGAUGUUUUGGCGAAGGCUGCCGGUCACGACGUCGUGAGGCUUCCUCCGUAUCAUUGCGAAUUUAACCCGAUCGAACUGAUAUGGAGCCAGGUGAAAGGUUACGUCGCUGCUAACAACACAACAUUCACCCUUGCCGGCGUUGAAAAACUGGUGCGUGAAAGCAUCGAUCGCGUAACGCCAGACAACUGGCUCCAGGCAUGUGCUCAUGUGAAAAAAAUCGAAGAGGACUUGUGGCAACGUGACGGCCUCAUCGACUCAAAGCUCGACCAGCUUAUAAUUCCACUCGGGUCAGAGUCCAGCACCGAGAGUGACGGUAGUGACAGUAACAUGAGCGAACUGGAAUACCUCACAUGA
Messenger RNA from Rhipicephalus microplus (southern cattle tick), 609 nucleotides. RefSeq lists its product as uncharacterized. Lineage: Eukaryota; Metazoa; Arthropoda; Arachnida; Ixodida; Ixodidae. The record is from RefSeq and is a predicted model, not a curated record.